AUGGCUUGCCUGCUACCCGCCUCAGCCGGGAGCCACUCCUCAGACAUGCAACUGGCCGUCUCCCAACUGCAACAGAACAAUUACCUCAUGGGCUAUCGCAACCUCCUCUCCUACGCCACCAGCCUUGGGGUCCCGGUCCUUCGCCGUUCUGCACUCAGCCAAGAAGAAUGGAGGCUGAGAUCACAAGGUCAGUACUCGGCUGCGUAUGAAGCGGUCCUGGCUGGCGCCCUGGCGGUGGAGAAAGUCAUCAUCAAGCGGCCGAAAGCAUCGUUCAGCCGGGACAGCGCCAAUAUUGAGAGUGAACUGCAGCAUAAAGCCCUGUCCGGGAUCAUCCAAGAACUGCGCAUUCUUGCGCAUCAAGACCUCAGAGCUCACACCAAUCUGCCCCGCAUCCUGGGGGUAUUCUUUGAGGAAGUUUUGAACCCCGACGGUACGAUCCCUUGCCUGGUGUUUGAGCAGGCCAUAUCAGAUCUGUUUUCCUACCUUGGGGACAAUCCCUCGGGUAUUCCAGCUACCACCAUAAGAUCCUUCUCUUCUGACAUUGCCGCGGGCUUGUCGGCCAUUCAUGGACACGGCCUCGUCCACGGCGAUCUGAAACCGAGCAAUAUUCUCCUCUUCCUUCGAGACGGCCGUCUGGCCGCUGCGCUGGCCGACUUUAGCACGUGCGGCAUUGCGGACCAGUCUCCCCGGCAUGUUGGCAUUAUACCGGGCACGGCCGGAUUUUGGGCGCCGGAAUAUUACCGUGAGAGCGCCUAUCACGCGUGGGUGAAUUCGCCGCCGCGAGACAUAUACGGCUUCGGUCUGGUUGUCGUCUCUAUGAUGGGCCACUCCCAGACGCCGCCAUUUCCGGACAGUUCCAUGACGCUCCAGCACGACGACCAAAGGUGUCUUGAUCACCUGCGGGGCCGCGUCCCAGUCCUGCUUCCGGAUGGCGACUUUCUCUGGUGGGUCGUGGAGCACUGCGUCGUUGCGAAUCCAGAAAAGAGGUGGUCGCUCGGGCGAUUAGGAUCCGAACUCAGGAGUAUUCAGGGUCUUGACGACAGCCUCUUCCAUCAAGUCCAAGCUCAUGCCGAACAAGCGCUGCUGAAGGAUCCAGACAAUCCCAGAGUGACCAUAUUGCAUCAAAUGGAGCUCUCCUCUCACCUGCAUAGUAAACUCGUCUCCGAGUAUGUCAUGGCCGUCAAAGAAAGUGUCGAUGUCCGGCUGGCCGUCACCCUGGCGGCGCUGUAUUCAGGAGCUCUCGGGCCCGCGGUAGAAUCUCCUUACAACUUUGUUGCGAAAACGCAGUGGCUUCUAAAAGCCAUUGAGCUUGGAUCUCUCCCAGCGGUGCAUGCCUUGUUCGAGGAUCGGAAUACAUUAAGGAUCGUUGAGACGAUUGGCAGGCCACUCAUGUCUUACAAGCCGCUCACCUUUCACGCGCCAUACAUCUCAACAGAGGCAUUGCUCGAGCGGUUGCACACCUUCGCGACUCAGUUGUCGGAUGUCGACAGUUUGAACCUGCUGGUUUUCCUUGGCGGAGGCAUCCCCGAGACGUUCGGCCUAGGAAACCCCUCCUUCAAGCCCCGAUCCUCCAUGCAGGAGAAGCUCCGUGAGGACUUCCCCGGACUGUACGACUUGGAGGAUCUAAAACUAAACGUCUUGGAACUCGAUCUGCAGAUUCUCGACGCAGAUGCAUACGACUUGGUCUUCAGUCAAAAGGAGUUGUUCGUCUUGGCCUACAACGACGAUCUGGAGGCCAUGAUGCGUCAGCCCGACGCCGCCAUCGUACCAUACCUGCACGAGCUGUUACACACCGCCGUGUUUGGAGGGAGCGUGCGAACUGUCCGAUACCUCGUUUCCUCUUAUGAUAUGGAUCCGAACGCUAUCAUUUCGGACGACUCGGUGAUGGCUCCCCGGGAACCAAAUAUGGCGACAUCUCCAACGUCGCAGGACGAACCCGAGGCUGAAGAGAGGUCUGGCUCGGAUUGCACCGACUCAGACGUGAGCGACGAUGUGCUGGAUAUGGACAUGGAUGGAGCGAGCUACGGUCUCAGCUUUCUGGACUUCGCGAUUAUCCUGGGCCGACGAGCCGUCGUGAUUGCCCUGCUCGAACGAGGCGCCCGGAUUCACGGCGCUGCCGCGGCCCGGCCUUCUUCGCUGCAUUAUCUCGCUCGGUUCGAUGAUAGCGAGCUGGCGAAAGCCGUGUGUCAAAGCCUACCAGACAGGCAGCGUUUCCAGGAAAUUAUGGAGUCCAAACCAUCGCAAGGAAAGCUUGAAGGGAUCAGCGCCAUCGAGUUAAACAUGUCCGCGGGUAGAUGGAGGAACGUCUUGCAGAUGAUUCGCCAGUCGGAAACGCUAGACACGAGCUUGGGAGAGAGCAAUCUCUUGUACUUGGCUAUCAGCCGCUCGCCACCGGCACCUCUUUUUAUCAUCGAGGAGAUGCUGGCCCGAGGGGUCGACCCCGACGUCGCGGCUGACGCGACCCGGCCACCGCUGUGCUGGACCAUCGGGAGCAGCAACGUCGCCGCAACCGAGAUGCUGCUGCGGUAUGGCGCGAACCUACGUCCGAGCGGAGACGUUGAUCUUGUCGGCUUCGCCAAGGAGUGCCUCGAUGAAAUUGACACAUACUAUUCUAACGUUAUUGUCGUCAACAAGGAGGGAGUUCUCUGCCCGGAAGGCCUGAGAACAGUCAAGCAAGCUGCUGCUACCGUGUAUGUCAUGGCUACCAUUGCAGCAGAAGCAGGCAAUCACUGGCUCCGAGACCUGGGGGUUUGCAUGUCGCAGUGCCCGGACGACUGCCUCGGCAAGAUAUGGCUAGCAAACAGCUCCGAGCCAAAGGAGACGACGAUGCUUCUCGAACUGCCAAUCCCAACAUAG
Messenger RNA from Canariomyces notabilis, 2856 nucleotides. RefSeq names its product kinase-like protein. Gene Ontology annotation, biological process: protein phosphorylation. Bases 1 to 2856 code for a protein of 951 amino acids. Gene Ontology annotation, molecular function: protein kinase activity; ATP binding; protein binding. The transcript has 3 exons. The record is from RefSeq and is a predicted model, not a curated record. NCBI's taxonomy places the organism in Eukaryota, Fungi, Ascomycota, Sordariomycetes, Sordariales, Chaetomiaceae.